CAAUCAGAUGUAUUUCCAGCUGAUGUUGAUUGACUCGGGCAAAUCAGUACAGUACUUAUGUUGACGAUUCGACUUAUGCCUCUUCGUCUGGUUAAAUCCGGCGCGGUGCGUAAACGCCAUGUUCAACCAACAGAUCCCACUCCAACCGGGAAUCAAACAGCAAGUACAGGGAUUCAUUUUUGCGAACCCUAGACGAAGGGUCUCCUGAGAAUAUGACUGCUCCGAUAUCGUUGAAUAAACUCUUCAACCUGACCUCUGACCACGAAGCCGGUCCUGAUGAAAUCGUCAUACGUGCUCCGUUAUGGACCACCGUAGAGCUCCUCUGCCCGGUAGUAGAUGACAACAUAGCAGCGACGGAAGGGGAACGUCAGGUGCCGUACAAGUUCAACAGCGUGCUGCAGUCGAUCAACGGUACCGACUUGGAAGAAGGCCGGAAUGUGGUGUGGAAUCUCUGCCUACGCAAGCGACCGAAAUGUGGCGAAAUAUUUCCGAAGAUAUACACUCCGGUUGCUUACGCCCCAACUGCUCCCGGUGGCCGUUUCUACACCAUCACACUGAUCAAUUUCUCGCAGACGCACAGCGGCGUCUACGAGUGUCUGCAGUAUAACGGCACCCAGCUAGUAACCACCCGGCGGUAUCGCGUCAGUCCUCUCAUAACGCGCGAGACGCUCUUUGAUCCGCCCAUGUCAAAUAUGACCGUCACCGUCGGUGAGGAGGUGAAGUUGCGCUGCCACGUAAAAUUUGACGCCGUGCCGGAUCCCUUUAGUGAGCGGCUUUUGCUGCGAAGCGAGAACUAUUUGAUCUAUGCACCGGCCCAUGGGCCAUUUCGAAACGGUAUGGGCUCUCGAGGCGAAGCGGGCUCGUACUUAUCAAUAUUUGAUGAUGGUUGUAAAUGCGGUCUACAACUGCGCAUCGGCAAAGUCAGCCGCCGCGAUGCCGGACGCUACCAGUGUUGGUUUCGCGUCGACGAUCUCUUUGAUGAGUGGUAUGUGCAGGAAUUUCAUCUGAACGUUGUGGGAAAGGUCGGCCAAUAGUCAGUGGUCUUGUGUUUCUGUUGACCAAGUGGCAGUUGGUAAGUUUGAGUGUGUCUGCUUCGAUGGUGCAAGUUAAAUUUUUUACUAUACUUUAACCUUUGCGCUUGAUACGGUAGCCCCCAUUGCAAUGGGAGCGGGCGAAGGACGUUGUGGUGGGU
Messenger RNA from Paramacrobiotus metropolitanus, 1192 nucleotides. RefSeq lists its product as uncharacterized. The record is from RefSeq and is a predicted model, not a curated record. The transcript has 2 exons. NCBI's taxonomy places the organism in Eukaryota, Metazoa, Tardigrada, Eutardigrada, Parachela, Macrobiotidae. Bases 213 to 1034 code for a protein of 273 amino acids.